This is a messenger RNA of Laccaria bicolor S238N-H82, 1746 nucleotides long. RefSeq lists its product as uncharacterized. The transcript has 7 exons. Lineage: Eukaryota; Fungi; Basidiomycota; Agaricomycetes; Agaricales; Hydnangiaceae. The record is from RefSeq and is a predicted model, not a curated record. Bases 1 to 1746 code for a protein of 581 amino acids.
AUGGCGCGCCUUGGCCGCUAUUGGUCAUGCCAGCCUCCAAAAAACGUCAUCAGCAUUUUCGUGACAAUUUACGGUCAUCCCUUGGUGACUUUCUCAGCAGUCCUGGAAGGUAGUGAGCCCUUCCCAGUUCAAGCGGGCAUCCACACAUCGGGAAUAGACCUCCAACAAGUCAUUUGGAAAACCUUGAGUAUUGUGCUCACCCUUCAACAGAAGGACCAUUCAGAUGACACAUCGUUGGGAGAGCGUUGGCAAAAGCUUGGACCAUCUACAGAGCUCGCGGAAAUUACCCCGAAUUUGAAGGAGAACUCCCUCCAGGUCAAAUUUUGGGGUGGUCCACGUCUCGCUUUGCUGGCUUUUGUGGAGGGCGAGGAAAACCGAAUCACUCAAGUCGUCACAAUGUUUAGCUUGAGCGUGGCUUUGUUCAAGAAAGACCUGUUAGCAACUAUUAGGCCAGACCUAUCGCGAGCGGGAGUAGAAGGGGUGUCAUACCCUGGACAAUUGCCAGAGGAAUUGGAGAAGCACCAGCUCCUGGAGGAGCAUUUUGUCUCAGAGUACUGGCCUUUUGAGCCUCCCCGUUCACAGUUGAGCCUGAUCGUGCGCCUUCCCAAGCAUGACCAGCUUCGCCCCAUAGUGGCACUAGGGCCCCUCAAGGAAAACCACGCCCUGGCGAUCCUCUCUGCAAGCGGCGGCGAUUUCAUCGCCUACGAUACAUGUGAUAUUCCCCGAGACGAUGACAAGUGCAAUGUAGAGCUAGAGCCAUGCACUUUCAUGGAGGUACCCUGGCUAAAAGCUUUGACGGGCGUUCCAUUGUCCAAAGUAUUGGUCCUACCUGAAUACGAACUUGCUCUGAACACUGUGUUGGAAUUCUUCGAGCGUGGCGCAUAUUCAAGCCAACGGACAAAUUCUGGUUUUCUCGCAGAUGGUAAUCCGUUCUGGACGCACACAAGGAAGCCCGACAACCUUCAGCAGCGCUCUAAAACAUUUACUUUGCACGGACACGCAGGCAUUGGAAAAACAACAUUUCUAUUUGUGGUCCUCCGCCUUCGACUGGAAGCGGGGCUCCCCACGUUGUUUAUGAAUGAGCCCAAUGGAUUCUACUUCUUCAAUGAAGGAAAGACCUAUAAAUACUGGGUCGACUCAGCACGGAAAACUCGAGCGAAUGACCUCCCAAAUCUUCCACUCACAACAUGGUGCCUCGUGAAAACUGGACGACAUCUUGAGGAAGUUCCCCAGUAUUUGCGAAUGCUUCGUCUUUUCAUACUCGAGGCCGCCUCUCCGCAUGGCAGUCAUUUUAGGCGACCAUCGAAUUCGAUGACAUGCACACAAUACAUUAUGAAGCCAUGGUCAUUGAAAGACAUCUUAUCUGGGCGGCAAUUACAGCAGCAGGUACAUCCAGAACGUGUCCUGGCUAAUGCACUUGCAAACUUUGGGCCUUCAGCCCGGAUAGUAUACUCACAAGCUGGGCAUUCAUUGACUUGGGAGAGCCGACUCAAAAGAUAUGCUCAGUCUGUUACAAUCGGCGCACUGGAAAAUGCCAUCAAUGAAACCAUCGUACUGCCUCUGGAAGGCCGCAUUUCUCCCUUUCUUCUUGUCCUGAGACCUGGGGAACACCGCGCCGACCGUGUUGUUGCCAUCUCCACUAAAUUCAUAGCCACCUUGAUAUUCAAAGUGAUAGAAGCCAAGAGUCAGAAAUCGAAACUCGAUGCCACUAGAAUUCGAAAUAUAUUAGGGGAAGUCAUCGUGUAA